This is a messenger RNA of Cryptotermes secundus, 1313 nucleotides long. RefSeq names its product baculoviral IAP repeat-containing protein 5-like. Bases 179 to 613 code for a protein of 144 amino acids. Lineage: Eukaryota; Metazoa; Arthropoda; Insecta; Blattodea; Kalotermitidae. The transcript has 5 exons. The record is from RefSeq and is a predicted model, not a curated record.
CCACUGAAACAGCACAAAAAUACACCUGAAAACUUCUCAGUACGUAGUUACAUCGAUGCUGUUGACAUUCGAUGAAUCAUUCGAUAGUGAUAAUCGAUAUUAAAUUCGAGAACUGUCAAUGACGCAAUCUACCGGGAGCAUUUGUUUACUCUUAAAGUGAUUUGAAGGUAACGUAUAGAUGGAGGUGCUAGCGCAGUACAAGAACAUGAAAGAUUAUAUGUUCCAAGACCAACGGCUGGAAACAUUUAGUGAAUGGCCGUUUGAUGAAGAUAGUUCAUGCAAUGCACAUAAGAUGGCAGAAGCAGGGUUCAUUUUCUGUGGCUCAAAAAGUGAGCCUGACCUUGCACAAUGUCAAGUGUGCCUCAAGAAGCUUGAUGGCUGGGAACAAGAUGAUGAACCAUGGAAAGAACACAAGAAGCAUUCUCCAUCAUGCUUGUAUGUGAAGAUUGGGAAGAAAGAGGCUGACAUGACUGUUGGCAACUAUUUCGACUUACCCUUGGAAAGGAGAAGAAAUAUCAUGAAAGAAGAAUAUGAAACCUACCGGGCUAGCUUCAUAGAAAUGGCUGCAGAAGUAAGGAAAAAAAUAACCAAAUUACGUAAAUUAAAGAAGUAAAAGUAUAAAUACUUCUUGUUCAUCUGUAUGCAAAGUACAUGAAGAAAUGCACAAGAAAUUAUAAAAAGAAGUUACAUAUUCACAUCUUACUGGCUUUGCUAACAUGACAUGUUUCACCAACAGUAAUUACGUAACUUAACCAGCUUAUCUUAGUAACCAUAUGUCUUUUACAAUUUGUUUCCAAAGUUUGGUAAAAUUAUUGUAUAUUAUGAUGUUAUUUAAGUUGCAUGAAUUACGGAAAUGAAUGAUUCCUAGUAUGAAUUGAUGUAUUGUACCUCAAGUUAACAUUUUCCUUUAUUAAAUGCUCAGUUUUACUGAUCCUCAAGUCAAGAAACUCAGUGUUGAAUUUCAUUUAAGAUUAUCCUUAGUUCAUUUAUUUACAUUUGAUGGAUCCUUUAUAUGGCUGGAAGACCAGUGGAUAUAGAAAUAGUCAAAGACAACAGGACAAAUCUCAUCAAUUAUGUAAAUAAAAAUUAAUUAUACUUAAUCCAUAACAAUUACACACAUUAUCCAAGACAAAUCACAAUGAGUAAGUCAACAUAUUGUCAAUAAUCCAAGAAAUUUGGUAUUAGUAGAUUUAGCGAUCUGAUUGUUACCGCAGUCAAUAUGUAUAUCCGCUGGACAGCUAUUCUUAGUCGAAAAUUGUAUAAAAUAUGUUUUAUCGAAAUUUAGUGUCAAUAAAUUAGCUUUAAACCAAUCA